Megachile rotundata (alfalfa leafcutting bee) is the source of this 2274-nucleotide messenger RNA. RefSeq lists its product as uncharacterized. Gene Ontology annotation, cellular component: SCF ubiquitin ligase complex; cytoplasm. The record is from RefSeq and is a predicted model, not a curated record. Gene Ontology annotation, biological process: SCF-dependent proteasomal ubiquitin-dependent protein catabolic process. Lineage: Eukaryota; Metazoa; Arthropoda; Insecta; Hymenoptera; Megachilidae. Gene Ontology annotation, molecular function: protein binding; RNA binding.
AUGAUCACAGCACUGCCAGUGCCUUCGGUAAAGGUCUUCCACAAAACUUAUUACCAAGAGAAAGGAGCCAGGAUAGCGAGCAGUCAACCUGGAAGUCCCUUAGCUGAAAGUGAAGCGGUGCUGGCAUUAGUUGAUAAGGAACCACCGGAAUAUUAUUUCUGUGGCAAGGUCAAUUCGUUACACGUGGUAGUUGGGUCAUUGCUGCUGGGCGCCGUGGUGCUGGUGGUAGGCUUAGUGCAGCUUGCUCCUGGAGCUGAAGCUGCACAAAACUCGACCGCCCUUAUCGCUGUCGGAUGCAGUUUACUAGUGGUUGGUGUGCUCCUUGCGCCACUCAGAGCUUUAUGCAUAAAGAAACAAAAGGCUGCCCAGAAGGAUGGAACACAUCAAAGAAGUGUCACUAGCAUAGACAUGCUUCUGGCUCAACACAGAGACUUCACAGUUUUGACGCCCGACGAACUGGAGGACCUUGUUGGCCGACCAACUUCCAACCUAGAGAAUAAAAUCCGCAAGCAGUGUCACAAUACCUAGGUAUUGUCGGCCUCGAAGAAGGCCCAUCCAUCAUCACCACCGUGCUCGAACACGCCAUCAUCAUCGACGUCGCCAGGAACUAAUUCAUCCAUUCUCUACACGCAUCGUUACGACUCUCGUGAACACAGUCUGGUUUAAAAUCUGGCGCACCGUCAGCUUCCACUUUAGAGAAUCAGUUCCGAAUAUUGUGCACGCAGCAGAUGCUGUUUCUUUCUACGAAGUUUGCACGCUGCCGUUAGUUUUGUGCAAGCGUAUCCCUAAAGCGAUCGAGUGAAAUCGUCACGGGGUGUAAAGAACAAUGGAGUUGUAUUUUUACUUGGUGAACACCCAAGAUCGAAUUGCCUGCUAGCAGUGCGCGGACUUCUCUCGAUUUAUUGACUAUUCUUUCGUGGGGUUAGGUGUUGUGAAAAGGUCGUAUUGUUCGAAAUGAUAUUAUGUCAACGUGACUCGAAGAAUUUUCGACCAGAGAAACUUGUUGACCAAACGUUGAAAUUUCGACCGUAAAAUUCUAUGGUAAUGGGUGAUCGGAAUAAUUGUUCUUUUUUUUGAGUAGUCUUAAAUUAACUUAAUUGUGAACACGUUUGUAACGAAUUUCGAGUUAAAGUGAAAUUUUGGUCGUUUAUCGUCGUUCAAUUCCCCAUUUUAGGAUGUUUUAUUAAAUUUGCAGAGGUAUUUCUUUUCCAAAUUAAUUUAUAUUCUAAAAAUCUAGUCUGAGUUCUUCUAUGAGCAAACUUGGUAAAUAAACGUCCUUCUGUCAUUAUUAUAAUUUAACUCGAAAAUCGUUGACUGCACUUGCAGAUUUUAUCCUUACGCUAUUUAUCGUUACAACACUAGGAAAUCGACAGAUUGUUGAAAAGAAAAAUCUUUUACUUGAAUAACUUAUCACUGAAAAAUUCUAAGAAUUUUUGUUUAAAAGGAUAGAAAUCAAAGUAAAUCGAUAUUGUCCAAAAUACCUUAACAAUUGAAAGUUUUCGCUUAUCAUUUAUAAGAAAGCAAAAAGAGAGAAGCAAUUUCUUUUUAGAAGACUUUAUUGUGUUCAAAUCGCCAAGAUAUAAGUCUGACUUAAGUAUGUUAACAGAUCGGUAUUGAUGUGAUGGGAAGUAGCAUAAAAUCUUCUGCAUGAAGUUUAGAUUAAUCGUUCUCGAAUAUUCGAACGAUUCUUCAGCAGCGGAGGAGGAAAGAAAGGAAAUUUAUACCUCGUCAGUGAAUAAUGUUUGAAACGCGAUUUGGAAAUAAUCAAACGGAUAACGUAGUUUGGAGCGGCCUUGUUAGAGUCAACAAACACCCAACGGACACUUGCAUAAUAUUUUUAGUCAGGCCUUGGUGCCCCUUCACUUGCCAGUAAUACACUUAAGUAAAUACUUUCAUACUGAAUAUGUAUCAUGGCAUAAUGCACUGCACAUAUCUUCGAGGAUUAAAUCUUAGCUGUAAACAAUUUCGAUACACGAAAAUCGAUACUUGAGAAAACUUCUCUACAGGGAUAGAACGUUUAAAGGCGAGAAGGAUAUGUAAAUGAAUUAGAAAUUGUUUCAGAGAACUAUCUUCAAUAAUGACAACGUUAACAUCUAUUAUUAUGGAUUGUUAGUAAUCAUGUUUCCUCACAAUCAUUUUUACUUGUCACUUUGUCAUGAAUGUACCAUAAAGAUAUAUGCGAAACACUUGUUUUUAAGCAUCUGAAACAUAUAUCGAAACAUAUUGAAAAAAGGAUAUAUACUGAAGAGAAUUAGAGUUUGAUGGAUAUUUAGA